AUGGAGGAGAAGGAGGAACGGGAAGAGAAUCAGGAUGACAGUGAAAGUAUAGAAGGUGAGUUUGGUGAAAUCAGAGUGGAAGAAGAAUUGAUUGGGGGAUAUGAGUGCCCCAAUUUUAUUUUCUCUGAAGAAGAAGAAAAGAGGAUCCAAAAACCAUGGAGAAGAGAUGUUAUUGUCAAACUGCUCGGCAAAAGAAUUGGAUACAAAGUGUUGGAAAGUAGGUUGAAUCAGAUAUGGGUUCAUAAAGGGAUCAUUAGUAUCAUAGAUCUUAGUAAUGAUUAUUAUCUUGUGGCUUUUUCACAUGAGGAUGAUAAAAAAGCGGCGAUGGAGAAUGGUCCAUGGUUUAUCUACGAUCACUAUCUCACACUGAAGGAUUGGAGGCCGAAUUUUCAGCCGAAAAUUGAUACCAUAGAAGAAGUAGCAGUGUGGGUUAGAAUCUUGGGGUUGUCGAUUGAAUACUAUGAUCCUAGGGCAUUAUUUGUCUUUGGUGAUCUCAUAGAUCAUACGGUGAAAGUGGACAAAACCAGGAUUAAACAUGAAAGAGGAAAAUUUGCUUGA
Vicia faba (fava bean) is the source of this 558-nucleotide messenger RNA. NCBI's taxonomy places the organism in Eukaryota, Viridiplantae, Streptophyta, Magnoliopsida, Fabales, Fabaceae. The record is from the annotation of a GenBank genome assembly.